This is a messenger RNA of Diorhabda sublineata, 2363 nucleotides long. RefSeq names its product O-glucosyltransferase rumi homolog. Gene Ontology annotation, cellular component: endomembrane system. Gene Ontology annotation, biological process: protein O-linked glycosylation; positive regulation of Notch signaling pathway. The record is from RefSeq and is a predicted model, not a curated record. Gene Ontology annotation, molecular function: UDP-xylosyltransferase activity; UDP-glucosyltransferase activity. The transcript has 5 exons. Lineage: Eukaryota; Metazoa; Arthropoda; Insecta; Coleoptera; Chrysomelidae. The coding region runs from base 154 to 1368 and encodes 404 amino acids.
UAUAUCAAGGACGUUUUCACUUUAUACUUGGCAAAAAAUUUUCAGCAUACGUUGCAGAACAAUUCUAUGGUUGACAGGAAAUUUGAACCAUAACCUAUAUAAAAUAUUAGCAUAUAAUAAGCAAAUAUUAUAUGUACGGAUAAUAAGUAAGGAAUGAGAGGAUUAGCCAGAAUAUGCAGUAUAUUAUUGAUGAUUUUUGAAGUAAUUAGUUGCAGCAAUUCCAAUAAUACUUGUGCCAGCAACAGAGAAAAUGACUGUAAUUUUGUUAAAAUCAAUAAAUAUUCUCAGAAUGCAUACUUAAAAUACCAUAAAUAUUUAACAUUAGUUGAUGAAGCUAAAGGAAAAUAUAAAUCAUGUGAACCUACUAAAUGCUCCUGUUUUACUUCUGUAAUUUCUGAAGACCUAGAACCAUUUAAGAAUGGAAUAACAAAAUCAAUGCUACAGGAAAUAAAAACAAAAGGUACCAAGUAUCAAAUAAUUAACCAUCAACUAUACCGUGAUGAAUCAUGUAUGUUUCCUGCAAGAUGCCAUGGCAUUGAACAUUUUUUACUUGAACUUCUUCCUAAACUAGAAGAUGUUGAGUUUAUAGUGAAUACGAGAGAUUGGCCUCAGUUACACAAACGUUUGGGAUUAAUAGCUCCUAUAUUGUCAUUCAGCAAGACAUCUGAUUAUUAUGAUAUAAUGUAUCCAGCAUGGUCAUUCUGGGAAGGAGGACCAGCGAUUAGUUUAUAUCCAAGAGGAAUAGGAAGAUGGGAUCUGCACAGAAAAAAAUUGGGGAAAAUUGGUAAUAGCACUAAAUGGUCAGAUAAGAUACCAAAAGCAUUUUUCAGGGGUUCAAGGACGAGCUCAGAAAGAGAUCCGCUAGUACUUUUAUCUAGAGAAAAACCAGAUAUUGUUGAUGCUUCUUACACUAAAAAUCAAGCGUGGAAAUCAGAUGCAGAUACUCUUCACGCCCCACCUGCUAAGGAGGUAUCAUUUGAAGAGCAUUGCCAGUACAAGUAUCUCUUCAACUUUCGAGGAGUUGCAGCUAGUUUUCGUUUCAAGCACAUGUUUUUAUGUAAAUCUCUAGUGUUCCAUGUAGGAGAAGAAUGGCAAGAAUUCUUCUAUCAGUCUCUCAAACCGUGGUUUCAUUACAUCCCUAUAAGAGCAAAUGCAAACAAAGAAGAAAUUCAGGAACUACUAGCCUUUGCUGUUAACAAUGAUGAAGUUGCUAAAGAAAUAGCUGAGAAUGGUUACAACUUUAUUUGGAAUCACCUUAAAUUAUCAGAUGUACGAUGCUAUUGGAAAAAAUUAAUCAAAAAGUACACCAAAUUGUUAAAGUAUAAGCCAAUCCUUGAUAACACUUUAAUCGAGAUUAGAGAAAAGUAAUAUUUUGUUUUAUAAAAAUAAAGCAAUUUGCAUAAUGCAAAACUAGAAAAUGUUGGUAUUAAAAUGAAAGUUCAGGUUUAUCUCCAUAAAGGAUAAUUCUAAAUGUAAUGUCUCAAUCUCCUUUCUUUUAUCAUAUUUAUAAGUAGUCAAAACAAAAUAUCAACAAACCAAUUACUGUAUGGUGUAGUCAUUUUCAGUUAUAUCGGCCGUUUUCCAGAUUUUCAGACUUCUAAAAAGAUUUCUAUGUGAUUCUAGUUUCUUGAGCUUUGUUCUAUGGUUCAUUCUAAAGUGGAAUCUUUAAUCUCCUGGUGUUUGUUGGUUAGGGGUAGUAUUUGUUUCUUGGUUAUAGCAUUGGCCGGAAUUUCUAUAUUGAUUUUGAAACUUUAAGGACAGUGGCUGUUGCAUGAUGUGAUUUUUUGUUUCAUUGAUUUUAUUCUCGUUUUAAGCUAUUUAAUAGAAAAUAGGUGAUCUCAUAUGUUCUUUUUGACAGAAUAUAGAAAUGUGUGUGUUUUUGAUGUCCGCCCAUUUUAUAUAUUUUAGUCUCUUGUUAAGAUACUAAGAAAUGAAGUUUGUGAAAAUUUAUUUACAUUGUAAAAUUUAAGUUUUAUUAACAUGACAAAAUUAAUUUAGUAAUUUAAUGAGACAAUUGGAUACUGUUAGAUAUCCGCUUUAAUGAGAUACCUGUGAUUUUUAAUUAUAUUUUAUUAAUAUGUUAUAUAAUAAUCUCAAUAUGAAGUUAAAUUCACAGUAUUAUUUUGCACUAAUACACUAAAUUCUUAUGACUAACCCUUAACUUCAAUUUUUAAUGAAUUUAUGACAAUAAUAUAUAAUAAUCAUUGAGGGUAAUUGUGACAAUAAUAUCAUUAAGGGUAAUUUUGACAAUAAUGUAGAAUGUAAGUUUGUUUAAUAUAUGAAACUAUUUUAAAUAAAUGUUUAUAUGCAUGUUAUAUAAGAAAAGAUGUGGAUCCCCAAUAAAACAUAAAGAUAUGAUGUAA